AUGAGGUCUCCCACGGCGCGGAUGGCAGACAAUGUUCACAUCUGCCUCGAUAACCUCGCAGUCGCAGCCAGACUCGUCACCCGGAGCCCAGGAAGCAGCCAGGCUAGGUUUAGGGCCUUUGGUGAGCUCUCCGUCUCUUGGGCACAGAGAGGACGGACAAGCUGGACGAUGCCUGGCAGGGUAUACAUUUGGUGGUGCCCUGGACACACGGGAAUCGCAGGAAAUGAGGAAGCAGACGCUCUUGCCAAGGAGGCCUGCAAACAAAUCCCAGAAUCACAGCCACAGCCUACAUUGACGCACUUGAAGCGGGAGUCCAGAGCAGCCGAUGUCCAGGCUUCCGCUAGGAGAUGGCCGUCAAUCUGCCCUCGGCAAUAUGCCGACCUUGGGAUAAGUCCUCAUCCCAAGCCCCCCGAACUUCGCCUUCCUCGUCAUUUGCUAGGAAGGCUAUAUGCGGCGAGAUCGCAUCAUCACGGAGACUUUGCAGCGUACCACGAGAGAUUUGCCCACCAAGACGCACUGCUUCACUGCAGUUGCGGAAGACGCAAAACGCCAGUACACUUCUACUUGUGCAAGCGUGGCCGUAAGGCCACCCCGCGGCAUCUCCGCCGACGUAUGGCGAAGGCAAGCAUAGAUUUUCUGCUAGGUACUACGCAGGGAGCCUCUCUUCUCCGUGACACGCCGCUCGCUACGGUUUCGGCAUCCGCAAUCACUCACCUCCUCUUGCCGCGAUGCAUUAUCCGACGCGGCGGGCAGGCUGUCGACGAGGACCUGAUGCAAGCAAAGCCGUCAUCCAGCCGAGUUCAUUUCGACAACGAGAACGAGGUUUUGAAUUUAUGCCUCGAGUUCGAUGGCCAGCCCUUCUACCGACCGCCCACACCAAUCGAGUACGAUGGCCAGUUCAGAAUCGCUCUGGACCAGGUGCUGGCUCUCUGCAAAGACCGGAUCGCCAACGGGGCCGGCGCGCGCAAGGUCACUCUUUACUGGGAGAUUCGCUCGCGGUAUGAUAUUCGGUCGGAGAACGCUCCGUCGGAGCAGCAAGAUGCGGAGAUCUCUCUUCCUGACGGGAGCCAUGAGCCGAGGGCCUCUGGCAGUAACAAGGAUGCCGACGAUGUUAACGAUGCCGGUGAUACUAAUGGGGCCGACGAUACCAACGAUGUCGACGACACCAACGAUGCCGACAAAAUCGGUGAUCCAGGCGACAAAGACAUCGACAACAAAGACGACGAUGACGAUGACGACGUCGUCUUCCUCGGCGCCGCUCCUCUGGAGCAGCCCACGCACGGUACCGAGGUGUCGGUCGACGACCUCUUGGAAUCCUCAGAUGACGCCGCCGGCUGGCGCAGGACGUGCCACUUCUUCGGUCAUGACGAACACCACAAAACCAUGGAUCCGGAGCACUGUCGCCAGCUGCCCGGCACGAAGCGGAAACUGCGACCACAUCAACUCGACGACGUUCGGCGUGUGAUUGAGCGGGCCGCCACGGACGGACGCCUCGGCGCCUUGCUUGAGCAUCCCAUGGGCGUCGGGAAAACCAUUACCUACCAGGCCGUGAUCGCGCCCACCCUGAGCUCCACCACAGCCGGGAUGGACCUCACCGCUGUGCCCUGCGUGGGCGGCCCUUCGGUAUCCAAUGCGCUUGCGAGACGGACGGCUUGA
This is a messenger RNA of Colletotrichum incanum, 1656 nucleotides long. The record is from the annotation of a GenBank genome assembly. Lineage: Eukaryota; Fungi; Ascomycota; Sordariomycetes; Glomerellales; Glomerellaceae.